AUGGCCCAAUCUCUGCACAACCUAGUCAAAAAAGAUAAACUAUGGGAGUGGGGUACCAAGGAAAAAGAAGCCUUCCAAGCACUAAAGGAUGCUAUAACUAAUGCCCUGGUACUAGCCCAUGCAGAUCCCACAAAACCAUACUUUCUGGAAAUCAAUGCAUCUGGUGCUACCCCAGGCACUGUGGUCAUGCCUCUAGGGCAUGACAACACUCAUGAUAAGGAACUUCUGGCAAUCAUCCAUUCCUUUGAGCACUGGAGAUUAUUUUUGGAAGAAACCCUGCAUCCCAUCACCAUAUUCACUGAUCAUUGCAACCUCAAGUACUGGAAGGAGUCCCAAACAUUUAACUGCUGUCAUGCCUGUUGGCACCUGCUGCUUGCUGUUGUAGACACACUCAAUGCCACAUAA
Messenger RNA from Rhizoctonia solani, 405 nucleotides. RefSeq lists its product as uncharacterized. NCBI's taxonomy places the organism in Eukaryota, Fungi, Basidiomycota, Agaricomycetes, Cantharellales, Ceratobasidiaceae. Bases 1 to 405 code for a protein of 134 amino acids. The transcript has 2 exons. The record is from RefSeq and is a predicted model, not a curated record.